This is a messenger RNA of Cryptosporidium muris RN66, 726 nucleotides long. RefSeq names its product DNA repair protein rad10, putative. Lineage: Eukaryota; Apicomplexa; Conoidasida; Eucoccidiorida; Cryptosporidiidae. The record is from RefSeq and is a predicted model, not a curated record. Gene Ontology annotation, molecular function: single-stranded DNA binding; damaged DNA binding. Gene Ontology annotation, biological process: meiotic mismatch repair; nucleotide-excision repair; UV-damage excision repair. The coding region runs from base 1 to 726 and encodes 241 amino acids. Gene Ontology annotation, cellular component: nucleus; ERCC4-ERCC1 complex; nucleotide-excision repair factor 1 complex. The transcript has a single exon.
AUGCAAUUUGUAUUACCGCAAGAAGAAAGUCUUAUUUUUAACUUUAAUUCAAUGGAUAAUAACAAUAAUGUAAAUACUGAAUAUAAUUCUGAAUUAAAGUUCUUUGAUUCCAGAGCAUGUGAUAUCAUAGUUGCAAGUAACAGACAAAAAGGAAAUCCUCUGAUUCAAUAUAUUAAGAAUACAAUUUAUGAAUUUAGUUCGUUGGUUCCAGACUUCUUGGUAGGUAAAUAUGAUGCUGUAAUUUUCAUAAGUAUCAAGUACCAUAAACUUCACAAUACAUAUCUAAAAAGACGAAUUAUGUCACUAGAGAAAAACUAUAAAGUUCGUGUUGUUUUGUGUAUGGUUGAUGUUUCCUCAUCUGCUGGUUUGGAUACUACCAUUCUUGAUAUAACAAAUAUAUGCUUUAACACUAACAUGACACUAUUAUUGGUAUGGACACCUCAAGAAGCAGCUGCUGUUCUAGAAGCAAUGAAAUCAUUUGAAAACACACCUCCAGAUAGUAUAAGAGGAAUUCUCUCCUCAGAUAUCAACGAAAGAUCCAUUGAAGCAUUAUCUUCUCUUCCUAGAAUAAACAGGAGUGAUGCGUGUAAACUACUGAAAAGCUUUAGUUCAAUGUCAAAUAUAAUAAAUGCACGCGAAUGUGAACUUGUUAAUUUAUCUGGGAUUGGUUUAAUUAAAGCAAAAGUUCUUAGUGAUGUAUUUUCAUCGUCUUUUGUUCCAGAAUAA